Molecule: messenger RNA, 2027 nt
Organism: Lineus longissimus
Lineage: Eukaryota; Metazoa; Nemertea; Pilidiophora; Heteronemertea; Lineidae
Product: calsequestrin-1-like
Exons: 10
Coding region: 66-1433 (455 amino acids)
Biological process (GO): regulation of release of sequestered calcium ion into cytosol
Cellular component (GO): sarcoplasmic reticulum lumen
Molecular function (GO): calcium ion binding
Source: RefSeq, a predicted model, not a curated record
GAUGAUGCGAUGUCGGAUAAAGCAUAUCGUGCCGAAUCUUCGCCAAUAUCUCAAAUCUGCGCAAAAUGAGAAGUGAAUCACUGCAACAGACCCCUAGGGCGUCUUCACAGCUUCAAAUCAACACCAUCACUGGGGUAUUCUAUGGAAUAUUUCUCCUUUUAUCAUCUAUGGAAUACACUGUCUCUAACGCUUUCUCUGAUGAUGGGCUAAGCCGCGGCUCGGAAGGGAUUCGCUUCCCUAAGUACGAUGGGGUUACGCGGGUUUUUCAGUUCGGAUCUUUAGACAUUUUUGAGAGGAUUAUCAAGAAGAGACAGAUAGUGGUUGUGCUCUUUACUCUGCCGAAAACUGAUGACCCUGUAUCUGUGCGGACGUGGAAUAUCAACGAUUACAUGUUGGAGGUGACGGCCCAGGUGAUGCAAAAUCGUGACGUCACCAUCGGUUAUGUUGACAUUCUGGAAAAUCCAGAUAUCGCGGCGAAUGAGGGCGUGAAGAGAGACGGUGCCAUCCAUGUCUAUCGCGGAGGGCGCCGUUUGGUUUUCUACGGCCACAGAUCUCCCGAGGUGCUGAUUGCAUUUCUUCUUAAGUUGUUCGGUAAGCCUGUCACAAUCCUUGAAAGCAAAUCUCAGAAGAAGAAUUUUGAUAACGCCGAACCUCCAAAAGUCAUCGGUUACUUCCAGGAGAAAAACACAGGUUAUAAAGCUUUAGAAGAAACAGCCAAGAAUUUCCAGCCAAACAUUCCUUUCUAUGCAGUUUUUGAUAAAAAGAUAGCCCGACAACUGAAGUUGAAGACGUUCGGUACCAUCCAUUUUUACAAACCAUAUGAAACACACGUCAAAACAGUCCCAUCCAAUCCUGCCAUCUCGAGUGAAAUCAUCAAUUUCAUAUCAGCCAACAGACGCCCCAUCCUAAAGAGACUUUCACACGAUGAUGUCCAUUCGACUUGGAUGAAUCAUCCACACUCUCAUUUGAUAAUUGCGUUUAUCCGUCCCCAAACGGAGGACGGAAUGGCAUUCUUUACGUUGCUCAAGAAACUCGCCCGAGCCAACGGCGAGAAUGAAAACAUCAGUAUCGUCUGGAUCGACCCCGGGCCAUAUCCUACGAUGCUGGAAUACUGGCAACGUACCUAUGGUAUAGAUGUCCUCCAGUCGUCCAUUGGCCUCGUUAAUAUUACUGAUAACAAAAGUAAAUGGUUUAAUAUGCCCCUGUUGUAUCAACUGCAAGAAUCAGAGCGUCUUUCACUGCUGCAGAAAUGGUUGGACGAUAUCGAGGAGGGGAGAAUCACGGUCUCGAGGGAGGAGCACUAUGAAGACGAUAUGAAUGAAUACAACUCAAGAGUGAGCGUAAACCAAACCAACACCCACCAUAUCGAGGAGAAGAACAUCAGGUUACAAACGGGUCGAAGCGUGGAGUCUGGUGUGCGAGACGAGCUGUAGAGAGUGCAGGAAUCUGUAGCUUCAAGGUGUGCAUGGCGAUUUACGGUCUCAUGGUGCAAAGUGUUGGGCAGGACGAACUGUUCAGUGUGGCCUGAGCAGGGUGAACUGUUGGGCUGGGCAAGCUCCAGCGUGGAAUGAACUGUAUGGUGGACCGGGGAUGAAACUGUGCGGCCUACAGGGACAGGUUGUUGGGAACUGUUCAGUGUGGCAUGGGCAGGGUGAACACGAGUUGGGCUGGGUUCACCUUGGGCUGGGCAAGCUCGAGCGUGGAACGAACUGUAUGGCGGGCCGGGGAUGAAACUGGGCGGCCGACAGGGACAGGUUGUUGGGAAUGCACUAACUGAAUGAGGACGUAGGAUGAUCGUAUACAGAUAGGGUGUGCUGAUAGCCUUGGAACGAGCAGCACGGCGCAAUACCACUACUCUGCAAGGAAAACGGUGUCCCAGAAAGUAAACGUCCCAAAAGUAAAACACCAUGCCUAUCACACUAUGAGCUCAUGUAUUUGUUGAUGAUGCUAUUUUUGUAUGUCAUACGUCAGUGAGUCAUCAUUCAUGUGUAUAUUGUCAUCACUUCAUGCGAAAUAAACUAAACUAU